AUUGUUGGUUUUAUAUACGUACACAAUUUAAUAUCAAUAUUAAUAUUGAGCCCUUCAUUACAAAUGAUCACGUGACCGUUACAAUCUAAUAUUAAACAGUGUUGUGUACGACUACAAUAAUCACCAGGGCGUAUCUGAUCGGCGUCGUACAAAAGUUAAUAACAUCGGCGCGCUGUAUAUUUUCGUGUCCAUUAUACGAGUGCUACUAUUAUUGUGUGAUUAGUGUGUUUAUUGAAGCUAACUAAUCGAUACGUGCCGUGUGGUGGUGUCCAACGAGGGCCACGUCAGAGGUGGGCAUGGGUGUGACGCGACCUCGCGCCACCACCGCGCCACCACCGCGCCGCCAGCGCGCCGCCAGCGCCCAGCAGUUUCAUAUUGCGCGCCGCCUCCGCCACAGCGUCGACCACCGACGUGCUCGGGUGUGCUCGGGUGUGCUCCCUGCAUCCCUGCAUGAGUGUAAUGCACCACAGUUAACCACAGGCCUGUUAAAUUUUAUGUGUAGUACAAACUAAAGAAUGCAUUGAACAAUUACAACAAUUUAUUUACUUAUGUUGAAAUUUAGAAAUGUUAUUACUUUGUUCCACCUACGUACCAUAUGUAAACAUUCAGGAGUUCGAAUAAUGUAUUAGUUGUCGUUGUUACAGAACUGCUAGUAGUUUUACGAAGGCAUAAAAUAUGAAACUGUCGUCAUUUUUUAUUACAUUCUGUUGUAGAUAAUAUCCGUGGAUUUUUCAAUGUCUUUUAUAAUUGGCUUACAAAGUACAUAUUAAAAAAAAUAAAAAAAAAAAAAAAAUAAAAUUUUAUUAUGAGUUUUAUUAAAUGUGACCGUCUAUAUAGAUAGUUAUAAGACAUAUUCGAUUAUUUUAAAAUUGACCGGUUCUACAAAAUUUAGGUAUGGAGACGAUAAGUGAACCUAAAUUGUUACAAACUUUACGAGGACACCGCGGUGAAGUGACGUGCGUGGACGCGUUUGGAGCUUGGCUAGUAACAGGCAGCGGCGACAGGACACUGAGAUUAUGGCGGUGGGUCAUUGGCAGUGGUUGGGAGGAGCUGGCAACAGCGCGCGGUGCACACCGCUACGGCGUGACCGGGGUGCGUUGGUCAGACAGCGGCGCGCUCCUCGCCUCCAGCGGCGUGGACGGGGUUGUUCGCGUCUGGAGCGGACGCUCACUGGCGUCGCGUCGGACUUUGGCGGCGCCCAAUGCCACUGCAGCUCGCGCCCUGUGCUGGGCCGGCGGCGGGCGGCUGGUGGCUGGUCACGACGACGGCGCGCUUUGCGUAUGGCUCGUACCGCGCGGAGAUCUCAUCGCUCGUCUCGUCGCACAUCAGGGUUCAUUGCAAGCGAUAUCGAUACCGGCACGGCGUACACUUCUACUCACUGCAUGUACUGAGGGCGUUCUAAAAGUCUUCGACUUAAUCGAGAUUUGCAAAAGCGGUCUAACCGGUGAUGAUAGACCGACACCGGCACCUUUGACAUGGAUCGAUAGUGCUCACGACCUAGGCGUGCUGUGUGCGGAUGCUGCAGAAGAUAGUUGCCUCGCUGCCACCGGCGGGCACGACGCGUUAAUUAGGGUGUGGCGGGCUGUUCCAGGAGAAGAGGGUAGGAGAGCAGGAGGUAUGGAGGCAGCUGGUGUAUUGGAAGGGCACGCAGCCGCGGUGACGGCAUUACGAUGGGCGCAUGGAGGAGGGGAAGCUGACGAGCUAUUAGCUUCAUCAUCGUUGGAUCGUACGGCGAGACUGUGGGCUCCAGCUUCUGAAGCUUGCCUGCAUGUCGUACACGCUCAUCCACGAUAUCUUACGUGUAUUGCGCUCUCGUAUGAUUUACAAUACAUGGUAACAGGUUCAAAUGAUAAAUCAGUUCGCAUGUGGAGUUUGAGCAGAUUAACACUAGACGAUGAUUUGGAUCCGUCAUGUCCGACAUUAAUGCAUUUCGGACUAGGCGAUUUAGAGGGUAUAGAGCCCGUUGCUAGUGAUGAACUGGAUCUCGAAACAGAGAACGAACAAGGUUUAGAAGCGGAAGGUGGUAGAGCAUGUCGAGUGUGGCGCGAUACAGAGGCGCAUACGGGCGCUAUUAACUGCAUCACUACUCAUGGCGAUUUACUGGCUACAGCUUCUAGUGACGGCUUGGUGAAGAUAUUCCGGUGGUGCGAGCCGGGGCCAGAGGCGGGCGCGGCGGGCGAGCUGCGCGUGGAGCACGUGCUGGAGGCGCACCGCUACCCGGCGCUGGCGGUCGAGUUCGGCGCCGGCGGCGCGCUGCUGCUGUCCGCCGGCCUCGACGGGUACGCCGCGCUCUGGGACGUGCAGGUGGGGUGCCAGCUGCGGGCGCUGAGCGUGCCGGCGGGCGCGGGCGCGGAGGGCGAGGCGGGCGGCGGCGGCGUGCGCGGCGCGCGCGUGUCGCCGCACCGGCCGCCGCUGCUGCUGCUCGCCACCGACGACGGGCUCGCGCCGCUCUGGAGCCUCGCCGACCAAGAUCCCAAGCCGGCACAGUUAAUACACGUGUACGGCGGGCACGCGGAGGCGGUGACGUGCUGCGCGUGGUCGCGCGACGGCCGGCUGCUGGCGACGGGCGCGGCCAGCGGCGAGCUGCGCCUGCACGCGCCGCCGCCCGCGCCGCGCACCCUGCACCACGAGCCGCACGCGCACGAUCUCGGUGUUCAGAGCUGCGACUUCUCCUCGUCCGUAUCAAUGUUAGACUUGUCGAGUAGCGAGGACUCCUACCUCCUGGCAACCGGGGGCUGCGACUCUCUGAUCAAGUUGUGGAUCAUCGUACUGGAUCAGGACAUGGCGGGCGACCGUGCGAGCGUGAGACUGAUGCGUCAGUUCGAGGCUCAUGGCGGCGGCGUGACGUGCGUCCGCUGGGGGAGCGACGAGAGCAGUGCGCUGCUGGCGUCGGCGGGCGCGGACCGCUGGGCACGCGUGUGGCGCGCGGGCGGCGCGGGCGGCGUGCGCGCCAGCUGCGCCGUGCCGGCGGCGGGCGCGGCGGCGCGCGGCGCGCUGGCCGCGGCGCUGCUCGGCCGCGCGCUGCUCGCCGUCGGCUCGCUCGGCGGCGAGCUGGCGCUGUGGCGGCUCGCGCCCGACGACGACGCACUCGACGACGACGAGGGAGCGGCGCCUCGCUUUUGGGGCGAAGCAGGGGUCGCGCGCUGGCUGAGGGAGUACGUCACUAGGCCCGGUGAAUCCCACACCGAGCCUCGUGAAUUGGAAAAGAGACUCAUACAAAGAGUUCGAGUAGCAGCUGUAACAGGAACGAGUCUGCUAGAUGACAGUAUUGAAGACUUACUUGAUAAACUUGGUUAUGGUAAAAACGAAGAGGAUGAAGAUCAUCCAGAGAAAGAAGAUGAGGAUGAAAAGGCGACGAUUCGAGAGCGACUCGUGGACGAGAUUAAGUGGCUUCGUCGCGAUCCGCCACCCCCACUAUUGGCGGGCCGGGCGCCGCACGCGCUGCUGUGUCCGCUGUCGCACCGCCUGCUGCGCGAGCCGGCGCGCGCCGCCGACGGCUUCAGCUACGAGCGCGCCAAUAUACACGAGUGGUUUGUUGCAGCUGUACAUGUUUACAGAGGGGGCUGUAUCGCCGGUGUCAGGCCGCCGGUUGACCAACACACGCGUUAUGCCCAACUAUGCGCUGCGGAAUGCACUGAGGGACUUCUUGCAAGAACAUGGACAUUGGCUGCAGUAAAUCGCAGUGAUUUUGAAUUUUGCAUCCUUACUAAAUAUGACUUUGUUACAAUUACGUUCUCGAUUGUUGAUUUGAUACUUAUAAGGGCAAGAAAGUAGGAGAUUAAUAACAAACAAUGAUUCAACGAUUUUAUUUUUAAUUGUAUUACUUACAUUUAUUAUUUACAAGUGAGGCAGUAACAGUGUUAACGAACCAAACUUCAACUCGGAACCACUGUUCAGUAAUGAUUAUAGAUUAAAAUUAACAAACAAUUGCGCGGCCGGCGGUGUGCGCCCACGCUCCAAUUCAUUAAUAAAAGGAAACAGUAGUCACGUGGACGCACGACGUCGACCGCUCGUCGCUGCCGGCCCGCCUGCGACCGCAGUACGACCGCAGGCGGACCGCAGUACGACCGCAGGCGCACCGCAGUACGACCGCAGGCGGGCCGCAGUAUAACCGCAGGUGGACCGCGGCCCGACCGCUGCGCGACCGCGCCACGCAGUCCUCGUGGAGUCACCAUCGUCUGAACGCUACACCCGACGGCUGACGUGAAUGCAACACACACAUUCAGAGCUCGAAAUAAAUAUACUGUAUACUGCAAUAAACAAGGGUCCAAAUAUAGCCCUCUAUAUUUUUAUAAUUACUCGUUAUACUCGUUAGAAAAUAUUACCUAAAGCACCAUUGUAAUUAAUAAAGAUAUAUUGAAAUAUA
Molecule: messenger RNA, 4366 nt
Organism: Galleria mellonella (greater wax moth)
Lineage: Eukaryota; Metazoa; Arthropoda; Insecta; Lepidoptera; Pyralidae
Product: WD repeat, SAM and U-box domain-containing protein 1-like
Exons: 13
Coding region: 895-3774 (959 amino acids)
Biological process (GO): protein ubiquitination
Molecular function (GO): ubiquitin-protein transferase activity; protein binding
Source: RefSeq, a predicted model, not a curated record